This is a messenger RNA of Bipolaris maydis ATCC 48331, 309 nucleotides long. The record is from RefSeq and is a predicted model, not a curated record. NCBI's taxonomy places the organism in Eukaryota, Fungi, Ascomycota, Dothideomycetes, Pleosporales, Pleosporaceae.
UGCUUUUGCUUUCGGAACAGCCGCGUCGCGAACAAAGCAAAAGUGGCUACAGCCGCACAAUGACGUUUUUUUUUUCUCCUGGGAUGCUUUCGCAUUGACAAGCUCGGUGUCGCAAAAGGGCAGAGCAACAAAGAGUUUGUUUAACUUCACUGUGGGUGCGCAGCUGCAACCGGGUUUGUCAAGAAACACGAGAGAUUUUCUGGGACCGAGAGUACCGCAUGCGACCGAGGCAUGUCGCGCGGUGGGCUCCUCGUAUGUUUGUGCAAUGUUUGCGUAGGUAGUCCGCACACGCCUCGGCUGCUGUUACAA